Molecule: messenger RNA, 672 nt
Organism: Cyprinodon variegatus (sheepshead minnow)
Lineage: Eukaryota; Metazoa; Chordata; Actinopteri; Cyprinodontiformes; Cyprinodontidae
Product: tripartite motif-containing protein 14-like
Exons: 2
Coding region: 1-603 (200 amino acids)
Molecular function (GO): protein binding
Source: RefSeq, a predicted model, not a curated record
AUGAAAUCUUUCUUUUUUUUUCUUUUUACUGCAGAUCUAAGUUCACCUGCUUUAGAUCCAAAAACAGCCCAUCCGAAGCUGGAAAUAUCUCCGGAUAAAAAACAAGUUUUCUGGAGAUGCCAUCCUGUUGGUGAUGGAUUGACCCCUGAGCCGUAUGACUCCCAGUACAGUGUUUUAGCUCAGGAGAGCUUUACUGAUGGCCAGCAUUACUGGGAGGUGAUUGUCCAGGAGAAACCUUUCUGGAUGAUUGGUGUCACCACAGGUUUGGUCACUGAAAUAAAACCUCCUCCUCAGAAUUCCUCCAGCCUGAAGGUGAACAACGCAUCCUGGUGCAUCUACCAUGGAGAUGGACAGUACCUGGCUUGUCAUGACACACAAGAGAAGCAGCUUUCAGUAGCAAAGAGAGUCAGGAAGCUGGGAAUACUGGCUAAUAUCCAGACGGGGGAGCUGUCAUUCUAUGAUGCUGAUGCAAUGACUCUGCUUCACACUUUCCGUAUGCAGUGCACAGAGCCUCUUUACCCCAUGUUUAACCCGUGCAUUGAUAUGAAUGGGAUCAACAGGCAGCCACUCACUUUGUUUAGCAUUAAGGAUCCCUGGAAUUAGGAGGAAAAUGAAAAAUGAAUGCAGGACAGCUCUGAAACCGGGAAUAUCUACAAAAUAAAAAAAUAUGUG